Molecule: messenger RNA, 3022 nt
Organism: Acanthopagrus latus (yellowfin seabream)
Lineage: Eukaryota; Metazoa; Chordata; Actinopteri; Spariformes; Sparidae
Product: ankyrin repeat domain-containing protein 2
Exons: 9
Coding region: 1-906 (301 amino acids)
Biological process (GO): piRNA processing
Cellular component (GO): pi-body
Molecular function (GO): protein binding
Source: RefSeq, a predicted model, not a curated record
AUGAACCCGGCAUUCCAGCAAGGAAGCGAAGGCGAACAGUACUUCCGUAUAAAGAGACUCCCAAUGGAGGAGGUGGUGCAGUGGGCAGCCAGUGUGAUGGACCAUGAGCCUGGAACAGAAAAGAAAGCUCAGGCGGAGGGGAGAGUGAGGAGGAUCUCCGCGGACCUGCGCUGUGAGGUUUUGGACGUGAGCGGAGGAGAGAAUAUCACAGAGCUGUGCAAAAGGAAGAAGAAUAUCAAGACAACGCGCUCCCCCAGGCCGAGUGUUGAAAUCCCUGUGACGCGUCCUGAAGACGCAAGAGAACUGAUGAAUGCAGCCAGUCAAGGCAAACUGAAUGUAAUAGAGAAGUAUCUGGCUGAUGGUGGGAACCCUAAUCUCCACGAUGAGCUGAAGAGGACGGCGCUGCAACGCGCCUCUCUGCGAGGACACACCGCCGUGGUCCAGAUGCUUUUGGAGAGAGGAGCCGAUAUCAACUUUAAAGAUCAGCUGGGCUCCAGAGCCGUACACUGGGCCUGCAGAGGAGGAAGCCUGGAUGUCGUCAAAGCCCUGCAGAGCCACGGGGCAGACCUGAACGUUAGAGAUAAGUUAUACAGCACUCCCCUGCAUGUGGCCACAAGAACAGGCCGCACAGCCAUUGUGGAGUACCUUCUGUCCUGCGGUGCCAAAAUCAACUCCAGGGACAGGGAAGGGGACACAGCCCUGCACGAUGCAGUGCGUCUCAACAGAUACAGGAUAGUGAAGCUGCUCAUAGUCGCGGGGGCCGACACAAAAAUAAAAAAUCACGAGGGAGUGACGGCGGUGCAGCAGGUGAAACAAUGGCAGCUUGACAUCAUGGACACCCUGCAGAGGCUGGAGAAGCCGAGGGAGGUGCCGCCCGAGAACACCUCGAGGGAGCGGAGUGAAUAAUGCAGGAGCUCAGAUAUUAUCCUCUCCAUGAAGUCAGUUUCUAUGACACUCUGUCUCAGGUUCAAAACACAUUCUGCAAUUCCACUGUGGGUCUGCGUACAUUGUAUUUGAGCACAUGCUUUAAAUGUGCUCGCCAAUAAAAUCUGCCUUCCAGGGUUAGGCUGUUAAACCUCUGAGAUUAGUCUGAACUCUGACCCUGGAAAAUGUCAGCCUGUGUGUGAUGGAUUCAAAGUGAUCUGCUUAUCUCAAGACAAAAACAUAUGGAGGAGGAAACAGACCUUUAUGCGAGCUUUAGCUUUUGAUAUUCGCUUCCAGAGAGCUUUGUGAUCUCAGGAGCGCUCUCAUGGAUGUUUCACAUCUGAUUUGCGAUGCCUUUGGAAGUUGAAUAAUAUUAAUAGAAAGUGCUGUGCAGGAGCUGAACGCACAUCAAGGGGUCCUUGUUUUAUCGAGGCGACAGACGAGGCCGGAGCACACGGUAGCAGUGUGUGUGUUUGUGUGUGCGUGUGUGUGUGUGUGUGCGACGUCAGCUGACGAUAGCAGAGAUGGCUGGUAUGCCCCCCGCUAAAGUCAGGGAUUCAAGGGGAGCUCAGUGGACAUACUUUCCUUCUACCAUCAGUGGCUCAAAUGUUCCCGAGGGCGGUUGGCCACUCGCACUGGGAACACCGACAGCUCCCCCACUGCUCACAAUGCAGCGUUUAUGAACAGUUAUUCACCAUACAUGCAGCCAUUCACUUCGGAGCACAUUGUGUCCAGCAGAUACUGUGCCGCUGCUGUUUAUUUUUCCAUAAUGUGAAUGUGAAAUUCAUCCGAUGGACUAUCAGCCACAUGCAAUGUUUCCUGUCCCAAGCAAGGAAGUGUGACUGUCAGAGACACAACAUGUACAAGAUUACACUGCGAAUAGUGUUAUUCAGUGUAUCGAGCUGGCCAGUGAUAUUACAGCUUACUUUCAAUGGAAUACAGUAGAAAAACAGGCUUCCCUCUUAAAUCUGUUGGACUCAUACAUUUUUUAAAGCUUUAGUUCUGUCGUUUUCAAUUCCAUGUGAACUGCAAGCAGCGUGCUGCUGCUGCUGAGGGCUGGGGUGGUGUCGAAUGAGAAAGGGGGAUGGGAGAAGCGGUGGCUCCAUGCUGUUCGGCAGCCAAAAACCAGAGGAACCUGUUUUUCAGUCAGGCAUUUAAACUUCUUCCUACAGCUGCAGAUUUCAGCCUAAGUGAGCACCACAGAUUGCUGCUCAUUCAUCUUAAAUGAACUGCCUCCUGUAUAUUACUGUGUCCAAGUGAUACCCAAUGAAAGACACAGGUCUGUUUUUUCAAAGCUUUAAUAAACACAUCAACCAUUUACCGCCUAUGUGAUACCUAUGCCAUGUGAAUGAGGGGGACACUGUGCAGAUGAGAGCACUCAAAGAAACAUUAUAUUGUUACUGGGAAAAAAAGGUAACCAUGGCAAUGAUAUUUUCCAGGCAGGUGAAAGUCUGGACAGGCACGUUUUUUUUUUUUUUGUUUUUUUUUUUUUAAAGCACCAUUUGUUUCCAGCUGGAAAUGGAUGUGAGAUUCCAGUGAGUUCAUUUCCACUUGCGUAGGCAAAGAAGGCUCGGGCAUGCGUUGUGUCCAACACCGGAGAAAGAGCAAAAAAAAACACUGUUACGUGAUCUGAAAUACAGGUUGUUACACAGUUUGCACAUAAAGCCAACACUAAAGUAUCACGCCGUGCUUGUAGAGAGUGACACUGAUGCAUGCACUGCUCUGCUUCUCUCUGUCUCUAAUGUUAUCUUCGAUCGUUGUGAUUGCACACAUGCCGUUCCAAAGGGGGGUAUUCAAAGCAAGCACAAUAUGGGCUCACAAUAUUACGUAUUGAUUUCCUUUUCCCUCAUAGAAUACAGCAACAAUGAAGAUCAGUAACUGCAGCGUUUCAGGCUAGAGACUUCAGGCAUAUUUACAACAGAGUGUGAUAGAAAUUCCCUGUUUAAUCUUCGGACCUUCUGUUUUUUUUCUCGCACACUGAAGCCCCAGAUGGAUCCGUCCUCACUGGUGUGUGUUAAAGGGGCAGUACGUAGUUUUGGGGAAGAAAUUUUAAUCAGAAGGGACAGAUCUUCAUUGACUGUUUUUUUUUUUUUUUUUU